ACGAAGGCGUUGCUCCUGAUUGGUCAAAGCACACAGUUGGCCUGAAUCAUGAAUAUUUCAUUUUCUUGUCUGCAACCCCAUCAAACCAUGUCACGGCGCAGACUUUUUUUAACAACCUACGGAUCGGGCACGGGUUUAAAGCACGGCCUUCUGUAUAUUAGAUACAGUUCCCAUUUUAUCUUUUUUCUUAGAAUGAACUUUUAAAAUGGACAUUUCUCGCUAAUCGAUUCCAAUUGGGAGCAGAAUAUAAAAUAACUGUGCAGGCAUUACCGGAAUCUAUCCAUACUGAUGAACAAAAUGAUGAUUUUAGAAUCGUAAGAAUUCCAACUUUGCAAGACAUGUGUGAAACGAUUGGUAAAGGCUGCAAUUGGGAGUUUUGUUUACCAAUUGAAAAUGUGACAGUUGCAAACGACGUAGUUCCUCCACUCCUUUCGUGGCAUCCUUCCAAACUGUACAAGUCCCGUCAUGUUUAUGAAAUUAUAUAUACGAACGAAAAUAAGUCUGACACCGAUAGUUUUGUAGAGCCGACAGAAGACUAUACCCACCUUACAGAACUGAAAUACAAACAUAAAUAUUAUGUUCAAGUUCGACCGGUAUUUAUAUCUUCAAACGACCGUUACCACAGAAUUUAUGGAGAAAGAUCUGAAAAGAUUGCGUUUAAUAAUUUCGUUAAUCCAACUAAUUCCCACACUCCUAAUACCUCAUCUAAACAUACAUUGAAGAUAAUAAUCUCGGUCUGCGCAACUACGGCAGCAAUCCUAGUGAUUAUAUUCAUUUAUAUAAGAAACAAGUUAAAGAGAAAUCCGGAAAAUAUGAUACCAAUUUCCACCUCAGAAAAUUCAUCCAGAAAUGAAAAUUCAGUGCUGCUUGUUCAUGAUGGCCAUUGCAAGUUAUGUAACGACGUCACGCAUAUGUUUGGCAAUGUUCUUUCGGCAACAGGUCGUGUAAAGCCAUUUCUUGACUUAUGCUCGGUAAACGAGUGUAGACAAUUAGGAUUUACGUGGUAUUUGGAAAAAUUCCAACAAUGUAGAAAGGUUGUCGUCAUUUGUACAAAAGAAGCAAAGAAAACAUGGGAAGAUAGGAGUUGCAGAGGUUCAAACACUACUGGCCAUGCACAGUCCUCGUUUCAUCUGGUACUCAAUCUAAUUCUUGGGGAAAAAGCCCACAACAACAAUAACAUUCAGGUUGUCCCGGUAUGCUUUGACCAUUCGUCUAAAGACGACAUUCCAUGCUUCUUAAGGGACAGGCAAUAUUACUCCUUGCCGUCUGGAAUGAAACAACUGUUGUCGUGUCUUUGUGACGUUAAUGAAAGAAACAUAGGUGAUACGGCAGAAUAUGAACUUGAAUACACGGUGAAACUGCAACGGAAUAUAAGCAAUUUGGAAAAUGCGAUUAGUCGAAGUGUUAAAAAAAACCAUUGUUGUCCUAAAGGACGUUUUCUGAGGUCUUCAUCUUCCACGUCAGCUGAUGAACAAUACAGUUCACAGGUUUGAUCGAUGAUGCAGCAACUGUCCGCGGCAAUCUUAAUUCCUUCAUCCGGAGUCAUGGAUUAUACUUUGAUGAAAGAUCUAAACUAGUUGCAGUAAUUUCCUGAAUCAAUGCAGAAUGUUAUUGUCCUGGGUGAAACCAUAGUUGAAACGAACUAACUCAUCGACCGGCAACCUCGUACCCAGGAGGUAAAAAUAGGUUAAAAAUAGUGUGAUUAAUUCCAAAAUCGCACCAUUUUUGAGCAUUAAUCACAUCGUUUAUAAGCCAAUAAGAUUGAAGCUCUUCACCACAAUAAGUCAAUAACCAAUCAGAUUUAGUAUUUCAGUGUUAACUAUCCAAUUAAAUUACAGGGGAAAAUGGCACAAAAUUUGAUUAUUUUGAAUUUUUAAAUGCCCCGCAAAAUCUUUUGACAAAAAGAUAGAUGAAAAAAAUCGUUUUGAAUUUGUUUAAUUUUUUGUAUGAUUUCAAAAUGAAUAUAAUAAAGUGGAAAUUGCACUUUGUGUCGUGCAAUUUGGGUGUGAAAUCAAAGUUGUGAUUACAAAUCGCACUCCCACUUCGCGGUCGUGCCAAAUUGCGCUCCACUCAAUGCAAUUACCAUUAUUUAUCAGGAUGUGUGAUAAAUCAUUCUACCCACGCCCCACAGGCACGGCUUAAGUUAGACCUAACGAGAAAUCGCACGGUGGAGCAGGGAAGGUACACAUGCAUCUUUAUUAGUAACACUUUUAUAAUUAUAAAACACAUUAUUCCUGAUUUAAUCAGGAUUAAAUUUUGAUCAUACAUGCACGAUUUGGUAUAAAAAAUCAUAGCUUGAAGCGCAAAUUAAAAGAAGACAAUUCAGAGAAGUCCAUGCACUAUGCACGUUCAUACAGUUACAACGACCUAAUCUAAACCAUAGUCUAAAUGAUUUAAUAUUACCGUGACAAUACCAGUAAAUCAUCUUUUCAAGUUUAUGAGUGUAUUUGAAUAAUUUGAACACGUUAAAUAUAUUUUAUAGCAUAUAAGCAUUGUAUUGGACUUUGUACUUGAAUUGCAUGGAAGGCUAGCUAUAGCAUGCAUGCAGUGCAUGCAUGUUAUCGCAGUAGAAGGAAAAUGUUGCCCAAAAUUCGUUCGUCAACCUAGACUUUAUUUAUUUUGAUCUCAAUCUCACAAGUGAGAACACAAUAAAAUGACUGCGAUCAGCAGCUUUAAUUAUGCAUACCAGAUGCGUGAUUCAGUUGUA
Dendronephthya gigantea is the source of this 2707-nucleotide messenger RNA. RefSeq lists its product as uncharacterized. The transcript is spliced from 10 exons. Gene Ontology annotation, molecular function: interleukin-17 receptor activity; protein binding. The record is from RefSeq and is a predicted model, not a curated record. The coding region runs from base 339 to 1493 and encodes 384 amino acids. Lineage: Eukaryota; Metazoa; Cnidaria; Anthozoa; Malacalcyonacea; Nephtheidae.